UUGUAAAGGACAGUCAUGCCCACUUGGGCUUGGCUGCUCCGCCGGGAGGCCGUCUUCGUGUGUGUGAGCUUGUUUAUGCUCUCUGUCUUGGCACUGCAUAAGUUCAGCGCAUUAGAUCUGGAGUUGUCCUGGUGGCGUAGUAUGUCGACGUCAGCCGUGUUGUCCUUGCAGCUGCCUACCUCCGUCCCUUGCGACGUUGAUUGGCUAGCGUUCCGUAUGCACUACCCGAAUCCCGAUCCCAACUACACGUGGAAUCAGAUGACUGGACUUCCUUCUGCAUGUUCGGCGGUGAUGCCUGCACACCAUGACGAGGAGGAUCGUGCGUCGGGUUCCCUUCUCUUCCUUGACAAAUUCUUCCGCAAAACGGCCCGGCAGUCGGCAGAAGGUCGCCAUACUGACAUGGAGAGUGGCGGUCGUGAUAGCAAACACGUGGAGAGCGGCUCCAGCCAGCUGCCUCAGCAGCAACAGCUGAAGCCCGGGAGAGAAUGGGAGCGGGAGGUAGCUCAGAAUGUGAUUUCCCCUCCCAUUGACAGUUUCUUGAUGACGAAGAAGUUUCUCUUGAAAGUGGCCGGGAAGGAGAACAUCAUCGUUCUCACCAUCGGGAACUCUGCUUGGAAGGAUUUCAUCUUCAAUUGGGUUAUCUCUGCGAACAGGGUGGGUAUGUAUAGCUACGUGGUCGUGGCGAUGGACGAGCCUCUGCUGAGGACACUUCAUGGACGAGGGAUCCCAGUUGCCACGUCGAGACUGGGGUUUGCCGGCCCCGAUGUGGCUGUAUGGGAGUCUCAACAAUUCAGGGACAUGCAGAAGAUCAAGCCAGCAUCAAUCAUCGACGUGUUGGAGGCUGGAUACGAUGUACUGGCGGCCGAUCCGGAUCAGGUAUGGUUCAGAAACCCCCUCCCAUACUUCCUCUCCCAUCCGGAGCCCGACAUUCUGUGCUCCACCGACUGCCCCAUUGCGUUGGGUGAUGACAGUUUCUUGGGCUCCGGCGGAGCACAGGAGGUAGGUAGGCUGGAUGCCGUUGAUCCUGGCCCUUGGCCGCCGUGCGAUGCGAAGUUAUACCACUUUAAUGUGGGUCUCAUGUUCGUUCGCCGACGGGACCCAUCACUCCAGUUGCUCCGUGAUUGGGCGUCCAGACUGUCUACAGGCGAUAAGCAACACUGGGAUCAGCAGGUGUUCAACGACAUGUUGAAAGUCACUCUCCCAUCUGCUACCUCGAAACUAGUUCUUCCUUCAGGCGUCUACUAUCGACUUUACGACGGCUUACUAUUGAUCGGUGCGCUGCCUCAAGGCCUCUUCGCUAACGGUUUAUCCUUCUUCUACAGCGGGCUGCCUGUCCCCUCGCCCAUUGCAGCUGCUGAUUCCAGCUUCGCAGAACUGGCUUCAGUUGGGAGAGCUCCUCCUCCUGCUCCUCCGCUUGCCCCUGGAGGACUAACCUCAGGGCUGGAACCAAGACCGAAUCCUGGAUUAACAUCCAGUCAGGAUUCUCUUACAGUCUCUGCAAAUGACGGAACGGCAGCUGAUGCAGCUGUUGGUCCCGACAACAACAAAGACGAGGCCGUUAGCCACCCUUUGCCCACGCCGUUUAUGAUCCAUACGAACUAUGAAGGAAGCGCACACAAUAAGCGGAUGCGGCUAAGGGACUGCGCUCUCUGGGACGUGGACCCUCCUUCCUAUCUGUUUCCAUUGGAGAAGGGUUUCUUGCGCUACGAACAGGUAAUUCCAGAACAAUUGCUGGAGGAAUCCGCCAGCGAUCCCGAGAAGAAUCUCAGCUUGCGCAAGCUGCAGCUGGGGUGGCUGCGGAACGCUCUCGCGAUCGCCUUCGUGCUGGACAGAAUCCUCAUCAUGCCAACUCUAUUCGGCGAUUGGCCGUGGUCUUGGAGGUUCAAGAACAUGGUGGGAAAAUUGGCGGGGGAUCGAGCUCGAAGCUGGACUGAUACCGUGCUAAAUUUGGAGGCAAUGGAGCAAAAUGGAGAUGAAGAGUUGAUUCGAGGGAGUGGUUUCUUGAGCAGUCGCUGGCUUGGCCGUGAUAUAUGGCGAUCUAGGCUGAACGUUGGGGUCCUGGAAGGAGAAGAAUUGGCAUCACUUUCUCUUCCUCUGACGCAUUCCACUCGCAGACUGGGACACAGGAGGAGAAGCCGAUAUAGAAGGAGAAGCUUGGGCAAUAGGUGGAGGCUUCGUUCCCUGAAGGAAGAGGUGGAGGGGGAGAAGGAAGGGAGGGUAAUUGAAGGUGAGGAGGUGGACAAUGAUCAUGAAGGGGAUGAUGAUUAUGUCAAUAGCACAACAAGAUCAAGGUUGUUCGAGGCAAAGCCGGAGGUCGCGGGGUCGAAUCUCUAUGGUGAGCAGUCUGAUUUCUUAAUGCACUGUGUCAAUGGAAGUCUCUUUGCGUCGGACGUUGUGAUGGAGCAGGCGACACGUAUAAAGAUUACACGCGGUAUGACGGACGUCGAUGUAGCAUCUUGUUUUCGACCAUUGGGUUAUGUGAAACUACUAGAGUUCUCGACCAUGGCUGAUAUGUUUGGAGGAUUCGUAUCUUUGGAGGAGAGGAAUAUUUUCGUCAGUAGAUGGGGAAGAUAUGCGCAGACAUUUCCAGAUGAUGAGGAAGGACUUUUCGGCUCGUUGGUUGGUUAGACAUGGGAAGAGGAUGGCUAGGGAAAACUGGGUGAGUUUGGAUAUGAUAAAGGGUUGAUUGGGAAGAUGACACGUGUACUAUGCCAUAUACCCGAUACUCCACUGUGUAUCAGAUUGCAAAUGCGUGAUAUGACAAGACGUUCCCAGACGAUGGGAUGGGAAAACUCGGCGAGUUUCGGUGUGAUAGGAGGUCGAUUAUGUCGAUGAUACCUGUUACUCUCGUGACACGCCACUUGUCGCACACUCAAAGCUCGUCACACACCCGAUGCCCGACUGUAUAUUAGGUCGCAGGAGAUGAAGGGCUUCCCGUGUAUCGAUGUGAUGGUUGAGUGAAUGCAUUGUUGAACGGGGUAUUAGGUCUUUCGGCGUUGACUGGGUUAGGACCGUAUUUCUGUUGACGACAAUUUAAGACGUGAUUAUCUGGGUCUUGGUGCGUGGUCGUCUUGAGUAUUCUUACUCAACGGAGGUGUCCCUCGACCCUCCAUCCGCUCGGUUCUUCCGACUUCCCGUGUAAACCGUGCACGGUGCACCGAGACGUCCCUAGACAAUG
This is a messenger RNA of Chara braunii, 3178 nucleotides long. The record is from the annotation of a GenBank genome assembly. Lineage: Eukaryota; Viridiplantae; Streptophyta; Charophyceae; Charales; Characeae.